AUGCUCUUCUGUGCAGAUGGUGAGGAGAAUUUUCUUGCCUUUGAGUGUCCAGGAUAUGUCGCUGGCUUUGUCAUUGGAAGAGACGGGAAGAAUCGCAGAGAUGUAGAAUCAAAGACAGACACAAGAAUCAGGGUUGAAAAGAAGGAAGGUGACACGGCAGCCAACACAAGAGUGAUCAUAAUGGGCGAAAAGGAAAACCGCCAGAAGGCUCUGUUUCUCAUAGUCCAGAACCUUCGUCGCAAGACGGCUCUACAUACAGCGACCACUGAGACAAUCGAUAUACCGAAUGAAGAUUGUGGACAGGUCAUUGGCAGGAAGGGGGCAAAUGUUAGGGCCAUAGAAAACCUGACCGGCACUAGAAUCAACAUCAAGCAACCAAAUGCCCUGGACUUCUUCUUAAGGUUUGAGGUUAAGUGUAAGAUUACAGGGUCAGCCGAGCAGAUUGAGAAGGCCAAGGAGAUGAUCAGAAAGUGCAGCACACUUUUGAAACUCUUUUGUCAGAUAGAAGAAGAAGAUAUCGAGCCACCGGAGGGGUUUUCAAAAAUCGUGGCAAAGUUUGAAACACCUAUUUCGGAGGGAACAACGCUGCAAGAUGUUGAAAGGCCUGGAUCAUUCGUUGUCUCAUUUGUUGUGCCAAAUUCUGUCCUUGAGAGACUAAAAACUGACAUCCCCGCAAGAUAUAUCUUUGAGAUGCUUGACGUCACGAAACUGGACGUAGUUGAAUGUUGUGUGGUAUCGACACAAACAGAUCCAGGUACCCCUGGUGAAUCCAUGAAGACCAGUAAAGUCCCUGGAGAGAUCUCAACAACCCUCUAUGCUGCUGCCUCAGUGGACGGGAGCCAGCUAGCCCGAGUGAUACAGGAGCUGAAGGACCAUAUCGGGAGAAACUGGAAGGCGGUGGCCCGAGUACUGGAAUUCAGCACCACAGACAUCGACGCUAUCGUGUGCGGAGACGAGCACGACCUCAAGGAACAGAUCCACCGUUUCUUCGAGCAGUGGAAGAUGCGUGAAGGACACGGUGCCUCUGUCCAAAAGUUGAUCGAAGCAGUGAGAGCAGCAGAGCUGGAGUGUGGUGGUAUCAUGCCGGUUCAAGAAACGGCACGUGAUGCUGCCACUCGCGGCACUCCCACUAGUGAACGUGAUUUAGUUCGCAUGAAGAGGCUCCAGAAAAUGUCAAUCAGCGACGACCCCUCCUUUCAACCCAGCUCCUCACCCAGUGGUCCAAGACGGUCUGCAAGCAGUCCAUCAAACAGUCAAACCGCCACCGAGUUGGCCAAGAAUUCGGAAACCUCACCUAUAAAGCAGGUGUCUCCAGCUCAUUUGAAGUAGGUCAACUGGUGAAAGUUGAUCACAAGCCAAAACCAUGGUAUGGAGUCAUCUAUUAUAUUGGUGCGGGCCGUCAACACUGACUGCCCUGGACUUCGCCGGCGUAGAAAUGGAUGAGGUAGUUGAAGGAGGGCACUCGGAAAAUUUCUUGGAAGAGGUACUUCACCUGUGAUGAUGGCCACGGUCUGAUGCUACCCACUGUCUCGACUGAAGCUGGACGACAGUUUGACCCUCCCAGUCUAAACAGGAGGAUCCACUAAGCCGGGGGCGACGAUGUGGAGAGAGAUAAACCAUGCCCUUCCACUCCUACUCAACCAACUGCAUCCCGCAAACCGAGUGAUCCGCCGUCUCCAGACUGAUGAAGGGUGCCGCUGCAAAACCAACCCAGAAAGAAAUGCCAGGUGUUUUUGAGUCUACCGAUAGUUCUGAAACCGGCGAUGGUGGGGAGAUAGGUUGUCUUGCUUUUGAGUGUCCAGGAGAUGUCGCUGGCUUUGUCAUUGGAAGAGACGGGAAGAAUCGCAGAGUUGUAGAAUCAAAGACAGACACAAAAAUCAGGGUUGAAAAGAAGGAAGUUGACACGGCAGCCAACACAAGAGUAGUCAUAAUUGGCGAAAAGGAGAACUGCAAGAAGGCUCUGUUUCUCAUAGUCCAGAACCUUCGUCGCAAGACGGCUCUACAUAUAGCGACCACUGAGACAAUCGAUAUACCGAGUCAACAUUGUGGACGAGUCAUUGGCAGGAAGGGGGCAAAUGUUAGGGCCAUAGAAAACCUGACUGGCACUAGAAUCAACAUUGAGCAACUCAAGGGCCUGGACGUCUUCCUAAACUUUGAGGCCGUCGCUAAGUGUAAGAUUACAGGGUCAGCCGAGCAGAUUGAGAAGGCCAAGGAGAUGGUCAGAAAGUCAGUGGAGGGUAGCGACAUCGCUGGGGCUGCCUUUAUUGCCGCAUUCAUGUUGAAGUUCAUGAAGGAAAUGGGGGCCGAAGGCCACACUUUUGAAUAGGCACAAUAUUUUUUUACAAAGUACCACACCUUUUUGAUUGGCAUUGAAUGAUUAUUAUACUGUGUGUUAUCAGCAACUUGGAAUAAGAUAAAAACUAUAAUACAGUCUAAAACGAUAAUCGAUGCUGAUAAAGGCUACUUACGUACUAUAUAUACAUAAUUAUAUCGGCAUUAAAAAUAUGGGGAAUGGUUAAUAACGGUUAUUGGCUCGUGCAAUCUAAGACAGAUAGGGAGUUAGAGAAGUUUAUCAUCACAGGUUGCUACUAGAGUCGACUGGCUCCAGCUUAUCACCCCCGGAGACCUCGGCCAGCUGGGCCCCGUCAGUCCCGUCUGUCCUGUCAAACUUGUUUUUGACUCCCAGCAGCUUCUUGAGGUUGUCGCUCAUGAAGUAGGGCUUCUCUUCCGUCCCGUCGUUCCUCUCGUAGUCUUCCACUGGAGGACGAGGGGCAGAGGUUACACACACACAUAUGGUAGGUAGUA
Molecule: messenger RNA, 2805 nt
Organism: Geodia barretti
Lineage: Eukaryota; Metazoa; Porifera; Demospongiae; Tetractinellida; Geodiidae
Source: the annotation of a GenBank genome assembly